Gorilla gorilla gorilla (western lowland gorilla) is the source of this 2770-nucleotide messenger RNA. RefSeq names its product TLC domain containing 1 (gene TLCD1). The record is from RefSeq and is a predicted model, not a curated record. The coding region runs from base 788 to 1390 and encodes 200 amino acids. Gene Ontology annotation, cellular component: plasma membrane. Gene Ontology annotation, biological process: regulation of membrane lipid distribution; phospholipid homeostasis; membrane assembly. The transcript is spliced from 4 exons. Lineage: Eukaryota; Metazoa; Chordata; Mammalia; Primates; Hominidae.
AGGAGGAGGAUGGUCACUAGCUGAAGGUUAGCGUCCUUGUAUCAGAGUGGGCAAGGGGUGUGAGGAAAGGGGCGUUUUAUCUUCUGCCCCUGUCCUGGCCCUCGCAAGGGUAUCCAAACCCAUCCACGUGGAAUGACUGCUGGAAGGGCGCUGGCUCAGGCCGGUGUCGGCCGGCGGACAGAGCAGCUCUGUGAGCCAAGGGGAGGGGCGGGAAAGCCGCUCACCCAGGACACCCGUGUUCUCACCUAGAAACCGACUGGGCUUUGGUUGACUUAAGAGUCCCACAGGGGUUAAUGUGUAACCUUGGAGCCAUAGGGGAGGAAAACACUCAAACGGCUUGGUCCCUGGGUCCUUGCGCCUCAGGUUUUUGGCUUCCUCCCGCCCGCAGCACCUUUCCCCUCCCCCGCUUCUUCCCGCCCCUCCUCUAUUACCACCCUCUUCUCCCUCCCCGCUCUCAUCUCCGCUUAACUUCCCUCGCUGGCUCUCAGCUGCUCCUCCUUUCGCCCAGAGUUUAUACCUAAACUCUCCCCGAAAGCAGCUGCCUCGCUGGGAGGCGAGAGGGGGAGCCCGCGCCACAGUGAGGGCAGGCUGACACCUAGUGGCUAGGAGCCGCAACUGCUGCAAGCUACCGGCUUGGAGAGCGCGGGUCACUCCAGCUGUCCCGGCAAAUCGGAGGUCUUGCUUGCCCAGCCUCCGGGGAGCCGGGCCGAGGGCCGGGACUGUCUGAGGGAGGACUGUGACAGCCGCCCGGCCCCAGGAGUUUAAGAGCCGGCGGGAGGAGGUGGCGAUGGGUUACUCAGCAGUUCCCAAGUGCCCACCUCGCGGGCGCGGGAGGGACAGUGUAUGGCAGACUCCUGACAUGUUAGUGGAGAUUGAGACGGCGUGGUCACUUUCUGGCUAUUUGCUCGUUUGCUUCUCUGCGGGGUAUUUCAUCCACGAUACGGUGGACAUCGUGGCUAGCGGACAGACGCGAGCCUCUUGGGAAUACCUUGUCCAUCACAUCAUGGCCAUGGGUGCCUUCUUCUCCGGCAUCUUUUGGAGCAGCUUUGUCGGUGGGGGUGUCUUAACACUACUGGUGGAAGUCAGCAACAUCUUCCUCACCAUUCGCAUGAUGAUGAAAAUCAGUAAUGCCCACGAUCAUCUCCUCUACCGGGUUAACAAGUAUGUGAACCUGGUCAUGUACUUUCUCUUCCGCCUGGCCCCUCAGGCCUACCUCACCCAUUUCUUCUUGCGUUAUGUGAACCAGAGGACCCUGGGCACCUUCCUGCUGGGUAUCCUGCUCAUGCUGGACGUGAUGAUCAUAAUCUACUUUUCCCGCCUCCUCCGCUCUGACUUCUGCCCUGAGCGUGUCCCAAAGAAGCAACACAAAGACAAGUUCUUGACUGAGUGAGAGGCACAGAGCCUGGGACAACAAAAACGGACAAGGCCAGAAACAGCUCCACAUGGACACUGGGACUUAGCCCCAAGCCUGGGUGUCCUCUGAGGCCAGCCUCUCCACCUUCUGAGCUUGCGCCCACACUAUUGAAAACACUAAUGAAAGUACUCCUCUGAAGUCCUUGUCCUUUAUUGGGCAAGGGGUGAGGGAAGCAGACAGACCGGUUGGACAUAGUAGAUGGGUGUGUGAGGACAAAAUGCUACCAGAAAGCCAGCCAAUCCACACUCCCCUGAAAUGGAUGCUGACACCCUUCAAACCCUGGGCAUUGGUUUCAUACACAGCCUCUUCCAGGGAUAAAAGGGGUUCUUGUAUAGCUUGUUACCCUCAACCAUGGAGGCAAGUUCUGAGUUCUGGUUUUCCUAGGACACUAACUCUAGUCACAAAGAUCUCUGGAGUGAUCAUACAUGGUGGAGUGGCAGGGUGAGGUAUUUCAAAAGGAUAAGUAGAACAGGAGUCUUGCCCAAGCCCUGUCAUGUCAGUGUGUAUGUGUGGCCUCCCAGCCCAACCAGAAAUUGACAGAGAGGCAUGUAUAUGGUGAAAAGAUAUAUAUAUAUAUAUUCAGAAUUAGGCAGCUGGACUCAGUUUAGAUGAUCCCAAUCUGAAAAACAAAAGGGAGCCUCGUUACUGGAGUUGAAAUAUGAAGAUUAAGCUGGAAUGUUAUUUUUAGAAAGCAAAAUGAGGAAUGUGAGGAUAAGGUUUGUCAAGGAUAGGGGUGCAGUCAGUUAAUUAUGACUAAUCAGCAAAAAUCAGGCUUUGGUCGCUAACAUGCAUCAUUUGCACCCAAGGGGUGAGCAUUAAGGGGUUUGUAGGAAGGAAACUUACUUUGUUGGCAACAUCCAAAGCAUCGUAAUCAGGAGCCAGUCGAACAUAUGCCUUCUUCUCUCCAUCAGGCCUAGGGUAGAGAAGGAAGCCUUAGUCCCUGCCACCCUCACUGCCCCCACACCCUCCCCCUUCCUCCGCCAGUCCUCCGGCACUUCAGUGGUUCCUUUGUUCAUGUCAUUCUUUUCCAAUAAUGAUUUUUCCAUCAUUAGCCCAGAGGACACCAUGAAGCCACAAAGCCAAUUCUCUUAUGGGAAACACCACAGGCCACAUUAAGACUUAAACCAAGGUAAUCUGCCACUUGUUGCACUCUAGUUGCCUUUGCCAAUAGGAGUAGGGACCCAGAAAAUGAGCACCAACCCCCAAUCAAGUCCUAGAAAGCAUUGCCUCAGGUCCACACAAAGGUCUGUAACUAAAGCAGCCUGUAAUUCCUGCCUCAAGGCUCACACACACUGCUAAACCUACACCAAGUUUAAGUCAAGGAACCUUUUUCCCCUGCUGAAAGGUCCAGGGGAU